Pyrenophora tritici-repentis Pt-1C-BFP is the source of this 2280-nucleotide messenger RNA. Lineage: Eukaryota; Fungi; Ascomycota; Dothideomycetes; Pleosporales; Pleosporaceae. The record is from RefSeq and is a predicted model, not a curated record.
AUGCGCGGUGAUUUACUGCCAAAGCCGCAACGACGUUCAAGACAGCAGAGCGAGUCUGAGCAGGAAUCGCCAGCCCCGCGCAAAGCUCGUGGCUCGCGGCGCAAUUCCACCACAGAUGGCAGUGGCAGUAGGAGCCGGGGCUCAGCCCCCUUGAGUCUCGAUGCGCUUGCCAAGCUUGACAAGACCAAUGCUAAAAAGGCCGGAGGCUGGGGAGCUUACGACUACGAUGACGAAUACCUAAAGGAAGUUCGGAGGAAGGAGAAGAAUCUAGAAAAGGAAAGAAUCAAGGAAGAGCGCGCGGCCAAAAGAAGAGACGAGCUGGAAAAUGCUAAGCGGCGUGCUGCUGAGAGCGAUGCGGCCAUGCAUGAGGACAAGGCCAGGAGGCGGCGAGAGGAGCGACGAAGAGCGGCCGAAGUGCGUAAAAGUCAGACUGACGACGAGGCUGAGAGGAAGAGGAGCACACAUACCGAAGACGAGCGGGAAGAUCGUCGACGCAGACAAUCGGCUAGGCCGGCACCAACAGAAGCAGAGGAGCGACGAGAGCGAAGAAGACAAGAAAAGCAGCACAGAACCGAGCAGAAGAAGCGGCGUGUCGUCAGCGGGCCGUUGGCAGAAGAAGGUGGUGUCGACGACGAUGACGAAUAUCGGUACAUGAUGGAAAAGCGAGGAGGCGCAGGGAGUGCACCAACCGUAUACUCGGAAGAAGAGAUGGCAAAGAAGAAGAAGCGGAAGCGCAUAAUUAUCGGUGUUGUCUCAGCAAGUGGAUCACCGGCCGCCUUAUCGGGACCAACCAACAACAACCUAAACGGAAAAGACCGCAAUAGCGUACCAGAAGCAGAUCGGGGCGGGAUACUGGACCCAUGGUCAUGGUAUGAUACUACUGACUUCAACGUUACCUACACCAACGAGCUGGUAGGAGGUCUCCCCGUCAUCGGACUCAACUCCACCUGGAACGAUGAUGUUCAAGCCAACCCCAAAGUCCCGAAGCUCUCAGACCAGUUCGAGUACGGCAAAAUGCCUAUUCGUGGCGUCAACGUCGGUGGCUGGCUCAAUCUCGAACCCUUCAUUACUCCGUCCUACUUCCAGCAAUACGGGUCAAAGGACAAUGUUGUUGACGAGUGGACAUUUCUCAGCAAGCUAGGCCCCGCAAAGGCCAAGGACACGGUGGAACAACACUACGCAAAGUUUAUCAACAAACAGACAUUUGCUCAGAUCAGAGAUGCUGGCAUGGACCAUGUGCGCAUUCCUUUCGGCUACUGGAUGGUACAGACCUAUGAUGACGACGUCUACGUACCGCAAGUGUCAUGGCGCUACCUUCUCCGCGGCAUAGAAUAUUGCCGACAAAACGGCCUGCGCGUCAACCUCGACCUGCACGGUGCCCCUGGCAGUCAAAAUGGAUGGAACCACUCUGGCCGCCAGGGCACAAUCGGCUGGCUCAACGGCACAAACGGCGACCAAAACGGACAACGCACUCUAGAGGUCCACCACAAGCUCUCCGUCUUCUUCGCCCAACCGCGCUACAAAAAUGUCGUCACAAUGUACGGCCUCGUCAACGAACCACGCAAUGUCGAACUCGACACCGAAAAAGUCGUCGCCUGGACGCAAAAAGCCAUUGACCAAAUCCGGGCCGACGGCAUCAAAGGCAUAAUCGUCUUCGGCGACGGCUUCAUGGGCCUCGACAACUGGCAGGGAAAACUCCAAGGCAACGACGACCUCCUCCUCGACGUACACCAAUACGUCAUCUUCAACACUGACCAACUCAAACUCAAACACCGCGACAAGCUAAACUUUGCCUGCGAAGCAUGGACCCAACAAUCCAAACGCUCCAUGAACAAAGCCACAGGCUUCGGCCCCACCAUGUGCGGCGAAUGGUCCCAAGCAGACACCGACUGCACUAAAUACAUCAACAACGUAAACACCGGUACCCGCUGGGAAGGCACUCUCCAAUCCACGGAUAAAAGCGGGGCUGUACUAGUCCCGCAGUGUCCACUGGAAUCUGCACAGUGCUCCUGUGACGGCGCGAACGCGGAUCCAAGCCAGUAUUCUGAGCAGUAUAAGAAGUGGCUCUAUCAGUUUGCGCUCGGUCAGAUGGAUGCGUUUGAGGCUGGUUGGGGCUGGUUUUACUGGACCUGGGAGACGGAGGCUAGUACGCAGUGGAGUUAUCGGAGGGGGCUUGAGGCGGGCAUUUUGCCCAAGAAGGCGUAUGAUAGGGAUUGGAAGUGUCCCGGCGGUGGGGUUAAUUCGCUGGAUAUGUUUGAGGGGCUGGCGGAGAAUUAUUAG